Messenger RNA from Macrosteles quadrilineatus (aster leafhopper), 487 nucleotides. Its product is annotated as ELAV-like protein 4. Bases 5 to 487 code for a protein of 160 amino acids. Gene Ontology annotation, molecular function: RNA binding. The transcript is spliced from 5 exons. The record is from RefSeq and is a predicted model, not a curated record. Lineage: Eukaryota; Metazoa; Arthropoda; Insecta; Hemiptera; Cicadellidae. Gene Ontology annotation, cellular component: ribonucleoprotein complex.
GGACAUGAUAGGGAGGGUGGACGCGUCGGCUAAGUCGAAAAAUUUGAAACCCCUCGUGAACAUGAUGCAAAAUGGUAUGGACACAUUACCGCAGCAAAAUGGCUCUAUACACACAAACUCAUCAUCCUCCUCAAACUCUCACAAUUCUUCAUCCCAAACAAACCCUGGAGGGAACCAGGAGGAAAGCAAGACUAAUCUUAUCGUCAAUUAUUUACCACAAACCAUGACCCAAGAGGAAAUUCGAUCUUUGUUUUCUUCAAUCGGAGAUGUAGAGAGUUGCAAACUGAUCAGGGACAAAGUCACAGGACAAAGCUUGGGAUACGGAUUUGUAAACUACCACAGGCCUGAGGAUGCUGAGAAGGCGAUCAACACACUCAAUGGUCUUAGACUGCAGAACAAAACUAUCAAGAAACUCUCUGACCAAGGUAUGAUCGUUAAUAUCUCCCACAGUAGUGGAUACGACAUCAUCGCCUUCUGCAAUCGCUAA